Messenger RNA from Lachancea mirantina, 1008 nucleotides. NCBI's taxonomy places the organism in Eukaryota, Fungi, Ascomycota, Saccharomycetes, Saccharomycetales, Saccharomycetaceae. The record is from the annotation of a GenBank genome assembly.
AUGGAUGCCAUUUCGGACUCCGCCUUUCAGAACACGAGGCUGAAACAAGCCGUAAAUGAGGAAGCACCUUCCUUACUGACCGUUAUAGUGGAAACGAAUCCAAAGUUGUGGGCAGAACUGGAAAGAGAAAAUCAAGAACAUGCGAAUUUGCUAGAUACAUUACAGUCAUUGCUAGUGUUUUUGAAUGCGCAUUUGGCUUUCAAUAGCGCUAAUCAAGUUGCUGUAAUAGCUGCUCAUUCCUCAGAGAUCAGAUAUUUGUAUCCGUCACCGAACAGGGACCCAUCGGUUGACAGGAAAAGUGGGGAUCUCUCGCUUAUUAACAAUGACAUGUAUCGACAGUUUCGCAACGUUGAUGAAGGAGUGCUGGAGGAGAUUUACAAUCUUUUGAAAGAGGAUAGAGGGCAUAUUGGUGAAAGCGAAGGUGUUCAAAAGAGCACACUUUCUGGAGCGAUGUCCGCUGGUUUAGCGUAUAUUAACAGAAUUACGAAAGAACAAGACAGUAUGUCGCUUAAAUCCAGACUUCUAGUGUUGACUUGUGGUACCUCGGGUGCUAAAGAUGAAGUAUUCCAGUACAUUCCGAUCAUGAAUUGCAUAUUUGCUGCGACCACGAUGAAAUGUCCAAUCGACGUUAUAAAAGUGGGUGGAACACAGGAAUCGACCUUUCUACAACAAGCCACAGACGCUACCAAUGGAGUUUAUUUGCAUGUGGCCACGACCGACGGCGUAAUACAAUAUUUUUGCUCUGCGAUGUUUAUAGACCCUUCGUUGAGAACCAUUAUCGUUAAACCUAAUCAAGGAUCUGUUGAUUUUAGGACCUCUUGCUACCUAACCGGGAAAGUCGUUGCAGUUGGGUACGUGUGCAGUGUUUGUCUGUGCGUCUUAUCAAUCAUACCGCCCGGUAAUAGAUGUCCAGCUUGUGAUUCCGAAUUCGAUGAACACGUCACAACACGUCUCAAGAGAAAACCGGCCGUUGCAAUCGAGCCGAAGCGCAAAAAAAGAGCUGAUUAA